Aspergillus nidulans FGSC A4 is the source of this 1977-nucleotide messenger RNA. Its product is annotated as S53 family peptidase. Gene Ontology annotation, biological process: proteolysis. The coding region runs from base 1 to 1977 and encodes 658 amino acids. Lineage: Eukaryota; Fungi; Ascomycota; Eurotiomycetes; Eurotiales; Aspergillaceae. Gene Ontology annotation, molecular function: serine-type peptidase activity; tripeptidyl-peptidase activity; metal ion binding. Gene Ontology annotation, cellular component: extracellular region. The record is from RefSeq and is a predicted model, not a curated record. The transcript is spliced from 3 exons.
AUGGCAGCGACUGGACGAUUCACUGCCUUCUGGAAUGUCGCGAGCGUGCCCGCCUUGAUUGGCAUUCUCCCCCUUGCUGGAUCUCAUUUAAGAGCUGUCCUUUGCCCUGUCUGUAUCUGGCGUCACUCGAAGGCCGUUUGUGCACCAGACACUUUGCAAGCCAUGCGCGCCUUCACCCGUGUAACGGCCAUCUCCCUGGCCGGUUUCUCCUGCUUCGCUGCUGCGGCGGCUGCGGCUUUUGAGAGCCUGCGAGCUGUCCCUGACGGCUGGAUCUACGAGAGCACCCCCGACCCUAACCAACCGCUGCGUCUACGCAUCGCGCUGAAACAGCACAAUGUCGCCGGCUUCGAGCAGGCACUGCUGGAUAUGUCCACACCCGGUCACUCCAGCUACGGGCAGCAUUUCGGCUCCUACCACGAGAUGAAGCAGCUGCUUCUCCCUACCGAGGAGGCGUCCUCCUCGGUGCGAGACUGGCUCUCGGCGGCGGGCGUUGAGUUCGAACAGGACGCCGACUGGAUCAACUUCCGCACGACCGUCGACCAGGCUAACGCCCUCCUCGACGCCGAUUUCCUCUGGUACACAACGACCGGCUCGACGGGCAACCCGACGCGGAUCCUCCGAACCCUCUCCUACAGCGUUCCCAGCGAGCUCGCUGGAUACGUCAACAUGAUCCAGCCGACUACGCGUUUCGGCGGCACGCAUGCCAACCGGGCCACCGUUCGCGCGAAGCCGAUCUUCCUCGAGACCAACCGGCAGCUCAUCAACGCCAUCUCCUCUGGCUCGCUCGAGCACUGCGAGAAGGCCAUCACCCCAUCGUGCCUGGCGGAUCUGUACAACACUGAAGGGUACAAGGCGUCCAACCGCAGCGGGAGCAAGGUGGCCUUUGCCUCCUUCCUCGAAGAGUACGCGCGCUACGACGAUCUCGCCGAGUUCGAGGAGACCUACGCUCCCUAUGCGAUCGGGCAGAACUUCUCGGUUAUCUCCAUCAACGGCGGCCUCAACGACCAGGACUCCACGGCCGACAGCGGCGAGGCGAACCUCGACCUGCAGUACAUCAUCGGCGUCUCGUCGCCGCUACCUGUGACCGAGUUCACAACCGGUGGCCGCGGCAAGCUCAUUCCUGACCUCUCCUCCCCCGACCCGAAUGACAACACCAACGAGCCUUUCCUUGACUUCCUUGAGGCCGUCCUCAAGCUCGAUCAGAAAGACCUGCCCCAGGUCAUCUCGACCUCCUACGGCGAGGACGAGCAGACAAUCCCUGAGCCGUACGCCCGCUCCGUCUGCAACCUGUACGCUCAGCUCGGUUCCCGCGGCGUGUCUGUGCUCUUCUCCUCGGGUGACUCUGGCGUCGGCGCCGCCUGCCAGACCAACGAUGGCAAAAACACGACGCACUUCCCGCCGCAGUUCCCGGCCUCUUGCCCCUGGGUGACCGCCGUCGGCGGCACGAACGGCACAGCGCCCGAAUCCGGUGUAUACUUCUCCAGCGGCGGGUUCUCCGACUACUGGGCGCGCCCGGCGUACCAGAACGCCGCGGUUGAGUCAUACCUGCGCAAACUCGGUAGCACACAGGCGCAGUACUUCAACCGCAGCGGACGCGCCUUCCCGGACGUCGCAGCGCAGGCGCAGAACUUCGCUGUCGUCGACAAGGGCCGUGUCGGUCUCUUCGACGGAACGAGCUGCAGUUCGCCUGUAUUUGCGGGCAUCGUGGCGUUGCUCAACGACGUGCGUCUGAAGGCAGGCCUGCCCGUGCUGGGAUUCCUCAACCCUUGGCUCUACCAGGAUGGCCUGAACGGGCUCAACGAUAUCGUGGAUGGAGGGAGCACCGGCUGCGACGGGAACAACCGGUUUAACGGAUCGCCAAAUGGGAGCCCCGUAAUCCCGUAUGCGGGUUGGAACGCGACGGAGGGGUGGGAUCCUGUGACGGGGCUGGGAACGCCGGAUUUCGCGAAGCUGAAAGCGCUCGUGCUUGAUGCUUAG